Molecule: messenger RNA, 1479 nt
Organism: Lachancea fermentati
Lineage: Eukaryota; Fungi; Ascomycota; Saccharomycetes; Saccharomycetales; Saccharomycetaceae
Source: the annotation of a GenBank genome assembly
AUGACUGUUGAUCACCCAGCUAUCAAAGCCAAGGAAUUUUCACAUUUAUUUUCUGAUGAGGCGUUGAAAAGAAAACCAUCACCCAUCAAAACCACUAUGGCAUACUUCCAAGACCCUAGUGUUGUAUUUCUAGGGGCUGGGAUGCCACCAGGCGAGCUUUUUCCACUGAAAACGCUGUCGAUGGAGGUACCAAAGCCUCCGUUUAAAAACGGCAUCGCCGAUUCCGAAGAAACAAUGAAAGCAACUAUAAUGAGAAAUCAAGACGAACUCUUAUUUGCUAGCGAUGUUCCUAUUGCUAGAGCACUUCAAUAUGGAAACUCAAGGGGCCAAAAAGAGCUGUUAGAAUUUUUGAAAGAGCAUACACGUCGAUUUCACAGAAUUCCUUAUGAGGACUGGGACAUCAUCACCACUACUGGAUCGACGCAAGGCUGGGAUGCAUCGCUACGAAUUUUUUGCAAUAAAGGAGACACUGUGCUUUUAGAAGGGUAUACUUAUUCUUCGUCGGUUGAGGCCGCCGAUGCGCAAGGUCUCAACUGCAUUCCUAUGCCCAUGGAUGAUAAUGGUAUCAUGCCCGCGAAGUUGGAGGACAUGCUUGAGAACUGGGGAUCUAGAUAUCCACAAAUACCCAUGCCAAAACUACUUUACACUAUUCCAACGGGUCAAAACCCUACCGGUUGCACGCUAAGUGACGAUAGAAAGCCGUACAUUUACCAUUUGGCGCAGAAGUAUGACAUGAUCAUCAUCGAAGAUGAACCCUACUAUUUCCUUCAAAUGGACAAAUAUACACCCCCAGAACAACGUUCAACCACUUCUCCAAUGAACCACCAUCAGUUCAUGAACUCUCUAUGUAGAUCUUUUUUGGAGUUAGAUGUUGACGGUAGAGUUGUUAGACUGGAUUCUGUGUCGAAAACUUUUGCCCCAGGGUGCCGCUUCGGUUGGCUGGUUGGAUCAAAACAUUUACUAGACAAUUAUUGGAACCUACAUGAAGUAUCGAUCCAAUCCACUUGUGGGUUCGCACAAACUAUUUUAAACGGGUUGCUGAAUAGAUGGGGCCAAGACGGCUACAUCGACUGGCUCAUUGGGCUUCGCCAUCAAUACACUCUCAAGAGAAAUUGCUGCUUGGAUAUUUGUCGACAAUAUUUGCCAUGGGAGAUCUGUACAUUGCCUGCCCCUGUGGCCGGAAUGUUCUUCAUGAUUUUGAUAGAUGCGACAAAACAUCCAGAAUUUCAUACUACUUUUGAAAGCAAUUGUGAUUUACUAGAGCAGCAUCUUUACAAUAAAUGCGUAUCUGCAGGAGUUUUAGUGGCUUGUGGCUCUUGGUUCCGCGUACCAGAUCCAGUUCCAUCUCCUAAGAGUGCAACUGCAAAGAGCAACAUUGUAACCUUCAGAGGCACCUACGCUGCGGUCUGUCCAGAGAAAAUGAAGCUGGGUAUUCAGAAAUUUGGAGAUACUCUAAGAAGGGAAUUCAACUUGAGUUAA